UAUAAGACAGAAGAGAAAGAUGUCAUUCCGUAAAGUAAACAUCAUCGUCCUGGUCCUGGUUGUUGUUCUCUUCCUACUGGUUUUGCACCAUAACUUUCUCGGCCUGAGCAGUUUGCUACGGAAUGAGGUUUCAGAUUCAGGAAUUGUGGGGUUUCAGCCCAUAGACUUUGUCCCAAAUGUUCCCCGACAAGCUGUAGACGGGAGACAAGAGGAGAUUCCUGUGGUCAUCGCUGCAUCUGAAGAUAGGCUCGGGGGGGCCAUUGCAGCCAUAAACAGCAUUCAGCACAACACUCGCUCCAAUGUGAUGUUUUACAUUGUUACGCUCAAUGGUACAGCAGACCAUCUCCGGUCCUGGCUCAGCAGCAGUACCUUGAAAAGCAUCAGGUACAAAAUUGUGGAUUUUGACACUAAACUUUUGGAAGGGAAAGUCAAGGAGGAUCCUGACCAGGGGGAAUCCAUAAAACCAUUAACCUUUGCAAGGUUCUACUUGCCAAUUCUGGUUCCCAGUGCAAAGAAGGCCAUAUAUAUGGAUGAUGAUGUAAUUGUGCAAGGGGAUAUUCUUACCCUUUACAAUACACCACUGAAGCCAGGGCAUGCAGCUGCAUUUUCAGAAGAUUGUGACUCAGCCUCUACCAAAGUUGUCAUCCGUGGAGCAGGGAACCAGUAUAAUUACAUUGGCUAUCUUGACUAUAAAAAAGAAAGAAUUCGUAAACUUUCCAUGAAAGCCAGCACCUGCUCAUUUAAUCCUGGAGUUUUUGUUGCAAACUUGACAGAAUGGAAAAGACAGAAUAUAACCAACCAGCUGGAAAAAUGGAUGAAACUCAAUGUAGAAGAGGGACUGUACAGCAGAACACUGGCUGGCAGCACCACAACACCACCUCUGUUGAUCGUAUUUUAUCAACAGCACUCUACAAUUGACCCCAUGUGGAAUGUCCGCCACCUCGGUUCCAGUGCUGGAAAACGAUAUUCACCCCAGUUUGUAAAGGCUGCCAAGUUACUUCAUUGGAAUGGUCACUUUAAGCCAUGGGGAAGAACUGCUUCCUAUUCUGAUGUCUGGGAAAAAUGGUAUAUUCCAGACCCCACAGGCAAAUUCAGCCUGAUCCGAAGACAUAUGGAGAUCUCAAAUACAAAAUAA
Molecule: messenger RNA, 1135 nt
Organism: Puma concolor (puma)
Lineage: Eukaryota; Metazoa; Chordata; Mammalia; Carnivora; Felidae
Source: RefSeq, a predicted model, not a curated record